GGGCGGCCAUUACCUACCGUGCGGCCUUGCCGUGGUCUUGUGAUUGUUGCGUUCGUGUAUACGCUUGCGAGCUAGUGUAUACCUUAUACAUACUCACUCGCCUCUACAUCGUCAUCGCCGAGGAAGCGAGAGUGACUCUGUUGACGAAUCUUUUUUAUAAUCACACUCUCUUUCUCUCUCUCUCCACCUGUCAAUCGUACACAGAAGAGGGGGACCGAGAUACGACAAUUCUGGAUUCUAGAGCACGCAGAUGCACGGCAUUCGGAGUUAUUGUGCGUGACAACACUUUGACGUAAAAGAGGAACAGGAGGAGGGACUCGCGGGUGCGCCUCUCACCCAACUCGACAUUUACAACAGUAGUGUGCUGCAGCAGGGGAGUGUUGGGUGUAUGUGUGUGCGCGCGCCUCGCGAUUGAGGUUAGGGUUACGUUGGAGGAGGAGUAACAGCAGUAGAGCCAGCGAGCGGAGGGGCCAGGUCCAACUACCUCGGCAAUUGUGUACAAAAAAAAAAAAAAAAAAGCAACCGACCUCCUGGUGGACGAACGAAACCAAGAGAAACAAGGGAAACACGAUCCCCUGGGGGUUUGCUGUUUCAUCGAGAAGCGGAGCAUACAACUGCAGCAGUGGAAACAGCAGGACAACAAAUAGGCAAGACGACAGCGCAGCCGAGAUGGAGAGCCUGGCCGCCUUCGUGAUGAUCGGCCUGCUAUUAUUAGCGAGCAACCUCGUCGAGGUCGAGUCGUCGUCGAUCAAGUAUGUAGGCGACACGCUGGUCAGGGAUGGCCAGCCCUGGAACAUCACGUGCAGCGGAGUGCCGGCGAGCGCGACGAUCAUGUGGAAGCGCAACGGCCAGCCGCUGGUCGAGGACUUGGCCAGCGGUAUAAUGCACGUCGAGCCGCCCAAAGUGGUCGACGGCUACAUAACCAGUAGCCUUAUCGCCACCACUACCCUGGAGAGACACGAGGGCAGCUAUGUCUGCACCGAAAGCAACGAGACCCAUUACCUAGCUAUCGUCUACGACGUGACGAUGAAGGUGCUGACGAAAAACGAUACGGUCGUAGUGCUGGACUGCCCGGAUCGUCAGGGUGGCGAAAAAUUCGAGUGGUUCAAGGAUGGGAAGCCGCUGGUCGACACUGAUCUGUUGAAGAGCAAAAAUGGCUCCCUUACCGUCAUGUAUGGCGUAGAUGGCGUUACCGUUUUUGGUAAUUACUCCUGCAGGGUAGGAAACGUCUCCGCGGAUUACAGAAUCGUCAGAAAGCCUGACGUGGUGAUGCAUCCCUGGACUAACGUGGUCGAGGGGGAAAAGCUACACCUGACCUGCUCCGUGAAAACUGGCGAUCCAGGACUGAAGAUUCUCUGGAUGUUCCAAGACCACAACUACACCGCGCCCAUGGGCAGGGUCAAACUGAACAAGGACGAGGAGCGCAACAUCAACAACGCGAUAUUCAUCGUCGACGAAGUGAAGCAGAUCGACAAAGGCACGGUCAGCUGCAUCGCCUACUACACGGGCGUCACCGAUCCCCAAUACUCCGACGAAGCCUCGACCGUUAUCAGGGUCAAGGGCCGGCUCGACGCCAUCUAUCCGUUCCUCGGUAUCUGCGCGGAGGUCAUCAUUCUCUGCCUCAUCAUCGUCAUCUACGAGAAGAAGCGCAACAAGUCCGAACUCGAGGAAUCCGAUACCGAUCAGAGCCCCGACACCAAGCCCACACCCAACAAGGACUCGGACGUACGGCAGAGGAAGUAAAAGCCGCGAACUCGACCAACCCGAAGCGGCGCAAGGAGGCAAAACGGAGCUGUAAGACACGACAUGGGAACGAUUCGUUUGCGAGAAAUACCAAAAUGAACCGCACGGACGAGACUGGGCAAAUCUUUGACCAUCACCAACUAGUGCGGCAACAGACUCAAUACCCGUGGUCAAGAUCGGCAGAUCAACUGUUAUUUUUGUUUAACAAUUCACGCGUCGAUUCGCACAGGUCGAAAGUAAAAAUAAUCAAGCUCUUAAUGUGCAUGGAAUGUAUAAUUAUUCGUGUAUGGUACUUAUUUCUUCUGAUUCCGCUCCGGCGUCGAGCAGCCUUUUUUUCUCGAUAAAUUUGUUGAGAGUUUAAAUUAUAUGAUAAGAGAAAUUUAUAUCGCUAAUACUGUUAAAUAAAAGAAUGAGGAAAUUUGAGUAUAUAUGUAUAUCCAAACGAACGGCGAGAUUACGUAGCGGAAUAUUUGUAUUACGUAAUCCUGUAGAGUUUUCUUUCUUUUUUUUUUUUUCUUUUUUUUUCUAUCUUUUUUUUUUUUUUUU
Copidosoma floridanum is the source of this 2289-nucleotide messenger RNA. It is a transcript of the gene Bsg, whose product is annotated as immunoglobulin domain-containing protein Bsg. Gene Ontology annotation, molecular function: cell adhesion molecule binding. NCBI's taxonomy places the organism in Eukaryota, Metazoa, Arthropoda, Insecta, Hymenoptera, Encyrtidae. The record is from RefSeq and is a predicted model, not a curated record. Gene Ontology annotation, cellular component: cell-cell junction; plasma membrane. Gene Ontology annotation, biological process: cell-cell adhesion.